AUGUUGAACCAGGAGGAGAACCGAAUUUUGGAACGUAAUCGAAAUAUAUUGUACCUCAUAUGUGAUUAUCUGGAUCAAAAUGGGUGAGUAUAUCGUAAUCCAAAUUUUUCCUUAGUUAUAAUUUUUGCAGAUAGCAUUAGUGGCCAAUUAGUUCUUUGAUUAACAACUUGUAUAAUUAAAUUAUUCUACAAUCAUUAAUAAGAAAUAUUAUAUAAAGAAAACAAAGUUCAAGUUGGAAAUUAGAGAUCUGUAAAUAAGAUAAGUAUAGUUCUAUAAAUUUGAGAGACGGAACAAUUGAUUAUACAUAUACUAUUAUAUUAAUCACAACUGAUUACUUAAUUACACUAUAUGGCAACGAGAUGUUUACGAAACUUUUAUUAAUUAUUAUUUAUUUUCAGAUAUGCACAAACUAACGUUGCCCUACUUCGAGAAGCUCGUCUAACUCAAGAGUAUCGGGUCUGCGACAACAUUGAUUUAAAAAUAAUUAUCACGGAGUAUGAAAAUUAUUAUAAGAUGAAGUUCCAAAAAUACCCUAUGUUGUGUGUGAAAAUAACAAAGGAAACGUCAAAUGCAAGGAAAGUAGCUAGCAAAGCAAAAGUCCCAUUGUUGUCUACAACUUACAAACGCGACUUGAUAAAAGAAACAAAUGGACAGGAAAAGAAUGAUGACGGUACGAAUAAUAUUAACCUGGCAAUGACGGUGACAUCGAUUUUCCCUAAUCAAAAUUAUGGGGUUCCGUCAGAAGAACCACUUGAUUAUCCAAAGGAACGAACGAACAUACAAUCGAAGAUAUCGAAUUCCAUUGAAAAACUAUAUCCAGGAAAUUCGGAAUUGCAAAAGAUCGCUGAAGAUAUUUCACACGAGAUCAUAUUGAACAAAUUAAAUGUACAUUGGGACGAUAUUGUAGGGCUAGAAGAAUGUAAAACAGCUGUUAAGGAAGCCGUCGUGUAUCCUCUUAAAUACCCUGUCUUUUUCAAUGGCCGGUUUUCUCCUUGGAAAGGUGUUUUGCUGUAUGGGCCACCUGGCACAGGCAAAACGAUGUUAGCAAAGGCAGUCGCGACAGAAUGCCACUGCACUUUUUUCAACAUAACGGCCAGCUCGUUGGUGAGCAAAUGGAGAGGCGAUUCCGAAAAAUAUAUACGUGCUUUAUUUGAUCUUGCCUACAGUCAUUCCCCUACAGUUAUUUUUAUUGACGAAAUUGAUUGGAUAGCCAUGAACCAUGAAAACUAUACAUUAUCUGAACCUGCAAAGAGAUUCAGAUCAGAACUUCUUGCUAGGUUGGAUGGGCUAGUGUCUACUGAAAAUUCUAAUGGACAUUGAUGCAGCUUUGCUCAGGCGUCUUGAGAAACGAAUACAUGUAUCGUUACCCGACGAAAAUGCCCGACUUAAAAUGUUCAAAUUAUAUCUCAGCAACAAUUUAUUACAAGACAUGGAUAUUAUAAACGACAUAAUAAAGCAUAGUGAAAAGUAUUCUUGCGCGGAUAUAAAAUUGCUUUGUAAGCAAGCAUGGAUGUUAGAAAUAACUCCAAUAUGGAAAAAACUUGAGAAAGAGGAAAUAUCUAUCGAAAAUUUAAAAUAUGAAUUAGAGAAUUAUAAAAUAUUAGCAAAAUUGAUGAAAGAAACAUUACCUACAGUUACGGACAAAUUGCUUAUUAACAAUUAAUUAUACUUACUUGGCCAUUAAUUGUGGUGGUAAAGGAGGUGCAGGUGGCAUUAUAUCAGCGAUAGAAUUAAAAGAUGGUCCCGGUAUGAACUGAUGUUUGUAUGAUCUUGUUUCUUCAGAUUCACAAUCCAUUUUUUCUCCGUUAUAUUUUUUUGGAUUGUUUGUAGAAAAAUUUUUUUUACCAGUCUCAUCAUUUUCUUCGUUGAAUUUCUCUUCCAAAGCUUUCUUCUGUUGUGUUAUCUGACUCUGUAAACCUUCCGAUUCUAAAAGAGAAUUCAACUGCACUUUCUCUGUGUUACCAUAACCUACAAAUUAAAAAAUUUUGUUUUGUAAAUUAGGAAUUUCGUAACUUUCUACGGACACGAAUUGUAUUUCUUGGUUAAUAUUAUGAACAAUUAUCAUACUAAAAAUAUUACCUACAAAUUUUACAAUACAAGUUUUGUUUUCAUAAAUUUUUAAUAUUACAGCUUCAUAA
Molecule: messenger RNA, 2138 nt
Organism: Heterotrigona itama
Lineage: Eukaryota; Metazoa; Arthropoda; Insecta; Hymenoptera; Apidae
Source: the annotation of a GenBank genome assembly